AGUGUCUGGCUUUCACUAAGGUCUGUGACCGUGUUUUUCCUGUGCCUGUUUGCCUAAUAUAUUCCUGCUGGGGCCAGGAGAAAGGCGGAAAAGGGACGGGCAGAAGAGUGAAGGCUGCAAUAGUACACCCUGACUCGCUGACAGAGAAUGCGGAGAGGCCGAGGCCUCCGGUCAUUAUUGCUGGAUGGACAAGCACUAACAAAACAAGAGAAAGAGGAAAAAGAGAGAAGAAGAAACAUACUUUGUCAAGUUUUCUGCGAGGACCUGCCCUUCUGACUAAAGGGCAGAGGACUGUUUCUCAACUCUGAUUUUAUUUUGUCUUUUUUUUUUUUGCUGUGACAUUGGAGCCACUUUUAGAGCCACACGCUCUGACAAUAUUAGGGGAACUACAACUAGACAUCAUUUCACAACAGACAACACAACUGAAGGACGAUCUUGGUGAACUUUGAUGCAGAGGAGACUACAGGGAGUCUGUAAAAAAUGGGAAAACCUCUGCAAGUCAAGAGUCAGUCCGGACUAGAACUGGCUCAGAUCGGCAGAUAACGCUUCCACACAGCGAGAACAGGUUGGACUAGUUUAUAAGUUAGGGAAGAGGGCAGGGCAGUUUAACCCUGCCUGAAAGAGAGUAGUAGGUGGGUUUUUUUUGUGGGGUUGUGCCCUUUUUGAGAGAAAGCAGUUCGCUCAGAGAAGGGAGAAAACCAGCCAAGCGUCUUCUUUUUUUUAAUUUGAGAGGAACACCGUUUUGCCCCUCUUCAUUUGGUUUGUAGGUGACUUUUCUCGUUCUGAAGGGGAGCGAGUGAGCGAGAGAGAGAGGGGGGGGGGAGAAAGAGAGAGUCAAAGUGUAAUUUAUUGUUUCCUGUGAAAGGGCAGGCUGCACCCUUUUCUCCUGCUUGAACUCUGAACCAGUCGAUGUGUCUGAAGUUUUUCUCAGACCUCGGGAGCCAUUGAUUCGAGGUCAAAGCAGAAAACACGGGGGUGAAAGGAAAGAAAGGAGAGCAGAGGGAUAAGGAGGAGAGUGGAGGUAAGAGGAAUUAGAAGCUCUUGGAGGAGAGAAACCUUCAGGUCAUUUCAGCCGGACAGCGGGUGGGGGAGAGGUCAACACAAGAAGCUGGUAACAACUUUUCUUCACACCUUCAACAUACUCAUCUGCACCUCAAGGGGAAGGAGGGGGGGGGACUGCUUCGGACGUUACUCUGGAGGUAUUUCAUUCUGGUCCUCGGUAUAAACUGGAACGAUUUUGACACCAGAGAAGAGGGCCGAGCAGUAGGUGUUCAGAAGUGUGUGUGUGUAUGUUUCACUCGCCGCUCAGUCGUGUGUCUCCGGUAAUAUGGCCAUGGUGAGCGGGGGAUGGGGCAACCCCAACGGGGACACCAAUGGACUGGAGGAUAAAGCUUACCUGAGGAGGACCAAGGAGGAGGGCUCUCCCCAGGCUGGUAGCAGCGACGUGGACGUAGGGGACGAUGACAAGGCCUGCGUGGUGGAUUGCGUGGUGUGCGGGGACAAGUCCAGCGGCAAGCACUACGGCGUGUUCACCUGCGAGGGCUGCAAGAGCUUUUUCAAAAGGAGCAUCAGAAGGAACCUGAACUACUCCUGCAGGUCAAACCGAGAAUGCCAAAUAGAUCAGCAUCACCGCAAUCAGUGCCAAUACUGCCGCCUGAAGAAAUGUUUCCGCGUUGGCAUGCGCAAGGAAGCUGUCCAGCGUGGCCGCAUUCCCCCAACUCACUCAGGUAUCAGUCCCACCACCCUGGCAGGUGGUGGGGUUGGCGGAGCAGCGCCAGGCCACAUCGGAGGCGACUAUUUCAAUGGCCAGCCAGUUUCAGAGCUCAUCUCCCAGCUUCUCCGUGCUGAGCCCUACUCCAGCAGUCGCUAUGGGGCCCAAUACAGCCAGACGCAGAUGCAAGCCUCCGCCAGUGGUGCCGCCGUCAUGGGUAUUGAUAACAUCUGCGAGCUGGCAGCCCGGCUCCUCUUUAGUACCAUCGAGUGGGCUAGAAACAUCCCAUACUUCCCAGAGUUGCCUGUCUCAGAGCAGGUUGCAUUGUUGCGGCUGAGCUGGAGUGAGUUGUUCAUUCUCAAUGCAGCGCAGUCUGCCCUGCCCCUCCACAUGGCUCCCUUGCUGGCAGCAGCUGGUUUCCACUCCUCUCCCAUGUCUGCAGAGCGAGUGGUAUCCUUCAUGGACCAGGUCAGGGUGUUUCAGGAUCAGGUUGACAAGCUGACCAGACUGCAAAUGGACUCAGCAGAGUACAGCUGCCUCAAAGCCAUUGCCCUUUUUUCACCUGAUGCCUGUGGUCUGACUGACCCGGCACAUGUGGAGUCUCUGCAGGAGAAGGCCCAGGUGGCCCUGACAGAGUAUGAGAGGUUGCAGUACUCCAACCAGCCUCAGCGCUUCGGCCGCUUACUGCUUCGCCUGCCUGCCCUGCGCGCUGUGCCGGCCAACCUCAUCUCACAGCUCUUCUUCAUGCGGCUGGUUGGCAAGACGCCCAUUGAGACGUUGAUCCGAGACAUGCAGCUAUCGGGGAGCUCGAUCAGCUGGCCCUAUGCACCGGGGCAGUAAGCCCUCACCGAGUGCUACAGUAAGAUGGAGAGGGAUCAGACAGGGAAGACACAUUCCCUCAAAAAAGAUUUGAUUAAGACAGAAAUGUUAUUUGCAUGAAUACAAGAAAACAUGUACUCAAUUUUUUACAGGUUCAAAAGCCCCCUUGUUGGCAUAUAGGACAGUUUUUUCUCUACACAUAGCCAAAUAACAUCCUUGAGGACGUCCGGUUGACACUUCCCGUGGUGAUUGGCUCUGAAUGAAAGCUAUGAAAUGAUGGCAAUAGAGCAAUUUUGUGUUUAUAUGUGUUCACAGCACUUCUUAGUCUUUGUCCGACCUCUGUCUGAUCUCUUCCUGUCUCAAUGAAGACAGAAAACAGGACUUUGAUACUAGGACUAUAAUGCAAGGCCAUGUGCCUAUACUACCUCUUCCCGCAGCACCCCUCAUGUGACUUCGUUGGAGGCCAGGCUCUGUGUAUUCUCUCUAUUCCCUCUACUAGAUUCUCUAUGAUGCCAUCUCAUCAUCCUCAAACAUGUUAAUUGUCCCAACUUGGAAUCUGUUGUUUAGCCCACACAUUUUCUGUGCAGACAGGUCCAGGAAUGCCCUAUAAUGCAAAGUAAAACUUUAUGUAUACUGCAAGUUGUCAGUGCGCAAAUAAUCUGGCAGAAAGAAAGUGGGGGUAAAAUGUCUAAUACAAUGGCCUCUCACACACACCCUGGUUCAACAGUCACAUCCCUGUCUUACAUUAUUACCUCAUGUUUUAUAAGUCAAAGACAAAGAUUGUAUAGCGAGCUGUUCAUGCGCUAAUGAGGAUGUAUAAAUAAGGGAUCAAGGCAUCAUCAUCAUCACCAAAGUCAUCAUCAGCAUCAGUUGCUGAUGCCAAACCUACAUUUGAGAAAGAAAAUGGCUUGAAAUAUAGUGCUUGACAUUUGCUUGAUUGAAGAUGACACUCAAAAAGUUGACAUAGUUUAUGGUUUAGGUUAAAGUCAAUGGCCACUGUUUAUUCCCCCCCUAAACAUUGUUUUUUCCACUGUCUCCUCUGAACAUGCAGGGGGAAAGGUAAUUAUUUUGCUUCUCUCAUCAAACAUCUGUUGUUGUCUCAUACUCUGUAAACUAAUGUGCUUAAUGAACAGAGAGGUUCUUUGCAGACUGUGGCAAUUGUCCAAAAGAUUAAAGGUACUCGAACAUUUAAGGUAUAAAUGUCAGGCUCUUCGCUGGUACUGCUGUGAAUGGUAAAAGGUAAAUUAAGCUUAUACUAUGAGUACUGUUGUCAUGGACUGUGGCUCAGUGUGACAAAUAUGUGUCCUGCCAAAUUACUUACUUGAAAGCACAAGAUUGUGUGGAGUUGAUUUUUUUUUUUUUUUUUUUUUUUUGGUAUAUUUUUGUAUUCCCUCUCAUAUCAUACUCUUAAAAAAAACCAUUGACGACGGUUGCGGGUGUUUUUCAAACAAGUCCAUCAUCUCUGGCAGUCCUUCAGUCACAGUUAUCUUUGGUGGGAGUUUGACCAUUGUGAUUUGACUGUUUACUUUUACAUUGAAAACAAUCACGUUUCUAUUGCCAUGUCAAACCAAAAUGUAAAGAAACUUCAUAUUGCUGUCUUUGGUUAUUUUUGCAUUGCUAGGAAUAAAGUACGCACACUCCUUCUUUGGUCGAAUUUCCUCCAUCUCAGGGUAAUUUAUAAAUACAUGUGCACAAAAGGUUUUGUAUUAAUACCAGUGAUUCCAAACUGACAUAGCUAUUGACAUUGCUCACAUGAAGUGCGUACCUAUAGGUUUGUAUUUUCCAAAAUAA
This is a messenger RNA of Lampris incognitus (smalleye Pacific opah), 4321 nucleotides long. It is a transcript of the gene nr2f6b, whose product is annotated as nuclear receptor subfamily 2, group F, member 6b. Lineage: Eukaryota; Metazoa; Chordata; Actinopteri; Lampriformes; Lampridae. The coding region runs from base 1328 to 2551 and encodes 407 amino acids. The record is from RefSeq and is a predicted model, not a curated record. Gene Ontology annotation, molecular function: RNA polymerase II cis-regulatory region sequence-specific DNA binding; nuclear receptor activity; zinc ion binding. Gene Ontology annotation, biological process: anatomical structure development; cell differentiation; negative regulation of transcription by RNA polymerase II. The transcript is spliced from 6 exons.